This is a messenger RNA of Jatropha curcas, 1669 nucleotides long. Its product is annotated as protein EARLY-RESPONSIVE TO DEHYDRATION 7, chloroplastic. The record is from RefSeq and is a predicted model, not a curated record. NCBI's taxonomy places the organism in Eukaryota, Viridiplantae, Streptophyta, Magnoliopsida, Malpighiales, Euphorbiaceae. Gene Ontology annotation, cellular component: plasma membrane.
GCCACGUUUUCUCGUUAUUUAAAUCCUAACCGACACGCUUUCCUUCUUUCCUUCAAUCCUAAGCUUCACCUCUUUUAAAGCCUCUGUUCCCUCAAAAAUGCAAAACCCCGAAACUCUUAAACCAGUAAAUUGAAAAAAAAAAAUGUCAUCAUCUCCAAAAUCUCUCUACCCAAAAGUCGAUCUCUCAAACCCAGAAGCCAUUUCUGCAACUUCCGCUUCAGCUUCAUCGUCUUCUUCUCUAUACCCUUCUAUUGACACGAAAGACUUAGCAGAGAAUCUCUUUCCUGAAGAAGACGAAGCCGUCAUCUAUUCACAUCCAACAAGCUCACAACCUUAUGAACAAACUCUAAUUACAAUCCCCGGCGCCAUAGUUCAUCUAAUUGAAAGAGACCGGAGUGUACAACUCGCUUGUGGCGAUCUCUCCAUUAUCAGUCUAAAACAAGAUGAUACAGUCAUUGCAGUUCUUGUUCGUGUAGGUGAAGAUGAUAUUCAAUGGCCUUUAGCAAAAGAUGAAGCGGCUGUUAAGCUUGACGAGUCCCAUUACUUCUUUACUCUUCGGGUACCUGGAAAUGAAGAAGAAGAAGGGAUAAAUGGAGAUGUGGAGUUGUUGAAUUAUGGAGUGACAAUUGCGUCGAAAGGGCAAGAGGCUUUAUUGAAGGAAUUCGAUAAGAUAUUAGAGAUUUAUAGUUCUUUUACGGUGCAAGAAUUGAAGGGGAGAGGGAUCAAUUGGGAGGUGUUGGAUGGGAAUACGGCGAAAGGCAUUUCGCCUGAGGAGUUAAAGUCUGAGGAGAAAAAGGAGUUGAUGGAGGAGAGUUCUGCAGCGUAUUGGACUGUAUUGGCUCCAAAUGUGGAGGAUUAUAGCGGGUCUGUUGCUAGAAUGAUUGCAGCUGGGUCAGGGCAACUGAUUAAAGGGAUAUUAUGGUGUGGAGAUGUUACUGUUGAUAGGUUAAAAUGGGGAAAUGAAUUUUUCAAGAAAACAGUGGAGAAGAAAUCAGAUAUGGAGAUUAGCCCAGCAACUUUGAGGAGAAUAAAAAGGGUCAAGAGGUUGACAAAAAUAUCUGAGAAGGUGGCAGUCGGAAUUCUUUCUGGGGUUGUGAAAGUUUCAGGAAUUUUCACCGGUACAAUUGUGAAUUCUAAAGCGGGCAAGAAAUUUUUUAGCUUGUUGCCUGGAGAAAUUGUGCUUGCUUCAUUGGAUGGAUUUAACAAGGUGUGUGAUGCUGUUGAGGUUGCAGGAAGGAAUGUCAUGUCAACAUCAUCAGUUGUUACAACAGAGCUUGUCUCACAGAGGUAUGGAGAACAAGCAGCAAAGGCGACAAAUGAGGGGCUUGAUGCUGCGGGACAUGCCAUUGGCACUGCUUGGGCAGUUUUCAAGAUAAGAAAGGCUCUUAACCCAAAGAGUGUCUUCAAACCUACAAAACUUGCUAAGGCUGCUGCGGAAGCAACUUCUGCUGAAAUGAAGGCUAAAUACAAGAAAUAACGGCAGCUAGUUUUCGGGUUGAUUUUUGUAACAUUUGGUGGCUAUGGAAAAGGAUAGCAAAUUCUACAACAUAUAAAUCUUAUUUAUUUAAUUUUGUAUAGACUUGUAUCUUUGUAGUAUGCUAAGAAUGUGAACUGGUCAUUGUAUUUGUUGAAUUAUUAUCAUUUAUUUUUACCGAAUGGUUUAACUGAA